Messenger RNA from Gastrolobium bilobum, 5949 nucleotides. RefSeq names its product callose synthase 5-like. The coding region runs from base 1 to 5763 and encodes 1920 amino acids. The record is from RefSeq and is a predicted model, not a curated record. The transcript has 42 exons. NCBI's taxonomy places the organism in Eukaryota, Viridiplantae, Streptophyta, Magnoliopsida, Fabales, Fabaceae. Gene Ontology annotation, molecular function: 1,3-beta-D-glucan synthase activity. Gene Ontology annotation, biological process: (1->3)-beta-D-glucan biosynthetic process. Gene Ontology annotation, cellular component: plasma membrane; 1,3-beta-D-glucan synthase complex.
AUGUCGAAUCUCGAGCCGGCACCUCAGACGCUAACUCGGCGGCCGUCGAGAAGCGCCGCCAUGACCACCUUCUCGACGGAGGUUUUCGACAACGAAGUCGUCCCCUCCUCACUCGCUUCCAUCUCUCCUAUUCUCCGUGUGGCCAAUGAGAUCGAAAGCGAACGCCCUAGGGUUGCCUAUCUUUGUCGGUUCUAUGCGUUCGAGAAGGCGCAUAGGUUGGAUCAGAGCUCCAGUGGGCGUGGUGUGAGACAGUUUAAGACGCUGUUGCUGCAGCGAUUGGAGAGGGACAAUGCGUCCAGUCUUGCAGCUCGUCUUAAGAAGACAGAUGCAAGGGAAAUCCAGGCUUAUUAUCAGCAAUAUUAUGAGCAUUAUGUCAGAGCUCUUGACCAAGGAGAGCAGGCUGAUAGAGCACAGCUUGGUAAAGCUUACCAGACUGCUGGGGUUCUUUUUGAAGUGCUUUGUGCCGUUAAUAAGACUGAGAAGGUCGAAGAAGUAGCUCCUGAGAUUAUUGCGGCUGCAAGAGAUGUCCAGGAAAAGACGGAGAUUUAUGCUCCUUUUAACAUUCUUCCAUUGGAUUCUGCUGGGGCUUCUCAGCCUAUUAUGCAGCUUGAAGAGAUUAAGGCAGCCGUUUCUGCGCUCUGGAAUACUCGUGGAUUGAACUGGCCUAGUUCAUUCGAGCAGCAUAGGCAGAGAACUGGAGAUUUGGAUCUGCUUGAUUGGCUUAGAGCCAUGUUUGGGUUCCAGAGGGACAACGUCAGGAACCAGAGAGAGCACUUGAUUCUGCUUCUUGCUAACUCUCACAUAAGGCUACAGCCCAAACCUGAGCCUCUCAAUAAGCUCGAUGAUCGCGCUGUUGAUGCAGUUUUGAAUGAUCUUUUUAAGAAUUACAAAAAUUGGUGUAAUUUUUUGGGACGAAAACAUAGUUUACGACUCCCUCAAGGUCAGCAAGAGAUACAACAGAGGAAGUUACUUUAUAUGGGCUUGUAUCUUCUUAUAUGGGGUGAAGCAUCCAAUGUUCGCUUCAUGCCAGAAUGCCUAUGCUACAUAUUUCACAAUAUGGCAUAUGAACUUCACGGGUUAUUGGCUGGAAAUGUCAGCAUUGUUACCGGUGAAAACAUCAAGCCUUCUUAUGGUGGUGAUGAUGAGGCAUUCCUGCGCAAGGUUAUAACUCCCAUAUACCGAGUAAUUGAAAAGGAAGCUGAGAAGAGCGGAGAUGGAAAGGCUCCUCACUCAGAUUGGUGCAACUAUGAUGAUCUAAAUGAGUAUUUCUGGUCACCUGAUUGCUUUUCUCUUGGGUGGCCCAUGCGUGAUGAUGGUGAAUUUUUCAAGUCAACAUAUAAUUUGGCACAGGGAAGAAAGGGUGCUCCGAAAAAACCUGGAAGAACUGGUAAAUCAAAUUUUGUUGAGACACGGUCAUUCUGGCACAUCUUCCGCAGUUUUGAUCGUCUUUGGACCUUUUAUUUACUGGGUUUGCAGGUGAUUAUCAUUAUUGCAUGGAAAGGGAUUUCAUUGAUGGAUAUCUUUGAGAAAAAUGUCUUAUAUAAUCUCUCUAGCAUAUUCAUCACAGCAGCCAUCCUCCGCUUUCUUCAAAGUAUCUUGGACCUGGUUCUGAACUUUCCAGGCUAUCAUCGCUGGAGAUUCACCGAUGUGCUACGAAAUAUUCUUAAAGUCAUUGUUAGUCUUUUUUGGGCUAUUGCUCUUCCACUCUUAUAUGUGCAUUCCUUCAAGGGUGCCCCUGCGAUUAUUCAGAAGUUGCUUUCCUUUAUUCAUCAAACAAAGGGGCUUCCACCAUUGUAUAUCUUGGCAGUUGCGGUGUAUCUGCUUCCAAAUUUACUAGCAGCUGUUCUCUUUCUUUUCCCAAUGCUCAGGCGUUGGAUUGAAAACUCAGACUGGCACAUAGUUAGAUUCCUCUUAUGGUGGUCACAGCCAAGAAUCUAUAUUGGAAGAGGAAUGCAUGAAAGUCAAUUUACUCUCAUAAAGUACACUCUUUUCUGGGUGAUUCUUUUGGCUGCGAAAUUUUCUUUCAGCUAUUUUGUCCAGAUCAAACCUCUAGUUCAACCAACUAAGGACAUAAUGAGCAUUCGACAUAUUGAUUUUGCUUGGAAUGAGUUUUUCCCCCAUGCUCAACAUAACUAUGGUGCAGUUGUUGCGCUCUGGGCUCCCGUAAUUAUGGUUUAUUUCAUGGACACUCAAAUUUGGUAUGCCAUCUUCUCAACUGUGUCUGGUGGUGUUACUGGAGCCUUUGACCGUCUAGGAGAGAUACGCACUCUGAGCAUGCUAAGGUCACGGUUUCAGUCAUUGCCUGGUGCAUUCAACACAUACUUGGUUCCUACUGACAAGAAACAGAAAAACAAAUUCUCUUUCUCAAAGCGAUUUGCUGAGAUUUCUACAAGUCGAAGGAGUGAAGCUGCUAAGUUUGCCCAAUUAUGGAAUGAAAUUAUUUGUAGUUUUCGUGAGGAAGAUAUCUUAAGUGAUAGGAAAGGCCUCAAAAUGGAUCUUUUGUUGGUUCCUUACUCAUCAGAUCCUAGCCUUAAAAUAAUUCAGUGGCCACCGUUUCUGCUUGCAAGCAAGAUUCCAAUAGCUCUGGAUAUGGCAGCCCAAUUUCGAGGAAGGGACUCUGAUCUUUGGAAGCGCAUAUGUUCCGAUGAAUACAUGAAGUGUGCUGUGAUUGAAUGCUAUGAAUCUUUUAAAAAUGUCCUGCAUACUUUGCUGGUUGGAGAAGCUGAAAAAAGGACAAUCUCUGUCAUCAUUAGGGAAGUCGAAAGCGCCAUAUCUAAGAAUACACUUCUUACAAAUUUCCGAAUGGGAUUUUUGCCUUCCCUAUGUAAGAAAUUCGUGGAGCUUGUGGAGAUCUUGAAAAAUGCAGAUUCAUCAAAGCGAGAUACAGUGGUGGUCUUGUUGCAAGACAUGUUAGAAGUGUUUACUCGUGAUAUGAUGGUGAAUGAGAUCAGUGAAUUGGCAGAAAUUAAUCAUAGUAGUAAGGAUAGUGGAAGGCAACUUUUUGCUGGUACUGAUGCAAAACCUGCUGUCCUAUUCCCUCCUGUGGUUACAGCACAAUGGGAGGAACAAAUUAGACGUCUUUAUUUACUCUUAACGGUGAGGGAAUCUGCUAUUGAGGUUCCCACAAACCUUGAAGCGCGCAGAAGAAUUGCAUUCUUUUCCAAUUCGUUGUUCAUGGACAUGCCACGUGCUCCACGCGUUCGUAAAAUGCUCUCAUUCAGUGUCCUAACUCCAUACUACAGUGAAGAGACUGUCUAUUCAAAGAAUGACCUUGAGGUUGAAAACGAAGAUGGUGUGUCAAUCAUAUAUUACUUGCAGAAGAUCUUCCCUGAUGAGUGGAAUAACUUCAUGGAGCGACUUGAUUGUAAGAAAGAUAGUGAAAUAUGGGAGAAAGAUGAGCAUAUAUUGCAGCUACGGCACUGGGCCUCGUUACGAGGACAAACUCUUUCCAGGACAGUUAGAGGAAUGAUGUACUACCGACGGGCUCUUAAGCUCCAAGCUUUUCUUGAUAUGGCUAAUGAAAAGGAGAUACUUGAUGGCUAUAAAGCUAUUGCCGUCCCAUCUGAGGAAGAUAAAAAGAGUCAGAGAUCCCUAUAUGCCAGUUUAGAGGCUGUCGCUGACAUGAAAUUUACAUAUGUUGCUACCUGCCAGAACUAUGGGAAUCAAAAGCGUAGCGGAGACCGCCAUGCAACAGACAUCCUGAAUUUGAUGGUUAACAAUCCCGCACUUCGUGUGGCAUAUAUUGACGAAGUUGAAGAAAGAGAAGGAGGAAAAGUACAGAAAGUUUAUUAUUCUGUAUUGGUCAAAGCUGUGGACAACCUUGACCAAGAAAUAUUUCGAAUUAAACUGCCGGGUCCAGCAAAGUUAGGAGAAGGGAAGCCUGAAAAUCAAAAUCAUGCCAUCAUUUUUACUAGAGGGGAAGCUCUUCAGACUAUCGACAUGAACCAGGAUAAUUACUUGGAAGAAGCUUUAAAAAUGCGUAACCUUUUGGAAGAAUUUAGCGAGGAUCACGGGGUGCGCCGACCCACUAUAUUAGGUGUUCGUGAGCAUAUCUUUACUGGCAGUGUCUCUUCUUUGGGUUGGUUUAUGUCAAAUCAAGAAACAAGCUUUGUCACAAUCGGUCAAAGAGUUCUUGCGAGACCCCUGAAGGUACGAUUCCACUACGGUCAUCCGGAUGUUUUUGAUAGAAUUUUCCAUAUUACCCGUGGAGGAAUUAGCAAGGCAUCUCGUGGCAUCAAUCUGAGCGAGGACAUUUUUGCUGGAUUCAACUCAACGUUACGACGCGGGAAUAUUACUCAUCAUGAAUAUAUCCAAGUUGGAAAGGGUAGAGAUGUUGGGCUUAAUCAAAUCUCACUUUUUGAAGCAAAAGUGGCUUGUGGUAACGGAGAGCAGAUAUUAAGCAGAGAUCUCUACCGGCUAGGGCAUCGUUUUGACUUUUUCCGCAUGCUAUCUUUUUAUUUUACGACGGUUGGAUUUUUUAUCAGCUCAAUGAUUGUGGUUCUCACGUCUUAUGCUUUCCUAUAUGGCAAACUAUACUUGUCAUUGAGUGGAUUUGAGACUGCAAUAGUAAAGUUAGCUAGGAGAAAGGGAGAUGAUGCACUAAAGGCAGCAAUGGCUUCGCAAUCCCUUGUUCAAAUAGGACUUCUAAUGACUUUGCCCAUGGUCAUGGAAAUUGGACUAGAGAGAGGAUUCAGAACUGCUUUGGGUGAUCUCAUAAUAAUGCAGUUGCAGCUAGCACCUGUUUUCUUCACUUUCUCACUAGGGACAAAGAUGCACUAUUUUGGGCGCACUAUCCUGCAUGGAGGGGCAAAAUACAGAGCAACUGGGCGUGGUUUUGUAGUGCGACAUGAGAAGUUUGCGGAAAAUUAUAGGCUGUACUCUAGGAGUCACUUCGUUAAAGGGAUUGAGCUCACAAUAUUGCUCAUAUGUUAUAAGAUUUAUGGAUCAGCAACACCUGAAUCAGCAACAUAUGGCCUUCUCUCAUGGUCAAUGUGGUUUUUGGUUUGUUCUUGGUUGUUUUCUCCUUUCCUUUUUAAUCCAUCAGGAUUUGAGUGGCAAAAGAUAGUUGACGAUUGGGAUGAUUGGAAAAAAUGGAUAAGUAGUCGUGGUGGUAUUGGUGUUCCUUCAAACAAGAGUUGGGAGUCAUGGUGGGAUGAGGAACAGGAGCAUCUGCGGCACACUGGGUUUUUUGGCCGUAUUUGUGAGAUUAUUCUUUCCCUGCGUUUCUUUGUCUAUCAGUAUGGGAUUGUGUAUCAUCUCAAUGUAGCCAGAGGUGACAAGAGCAUCAUGGUUUAUGCUCUGUCCUGGCUAGUGAUAGUGGCUGUCAUGAUUAUCUUGAAGAUUGUGUCCAUGGGUAGAAAGAAGUUUAGCGCAGAUUUCCAGUUGAUGUUUCGUCUUCUCAAAUUGUUUCUGUUUAUUGGAGCCAUUGUCGCUCUGGGCUUAAUGUUUACUCUGCUUAGUCUCACAGUUGGAGACAUCUUUGCGAGCCUCCUAGCCUUUUUGCCAACGGCAUGGGCACUUAUACAGAUAGGACAAGCAUGCAGGCCAUUGGUGAAGGGCAUUGGAAUGUGGAGUUCUGUCAAAGCUUUAGCAAGGGGCUACGAAUACCUGAUGGGAGUGGUUAUCUUUACACCGGUGGCCGUCUUGGCUUGGUUCCCAUUUGUUUCAGAAUUCCAAACUAGGCUGCUAUUCAACCAAGCAUUCAGCCGAGGUCUUCAAAUCCAGCGCAUUCUGGCUGGUGGCAAGAAGCAUAAGCAGGGCUGAACCAAACCCAUCUGAAUCAUUUUGUUACAGACAGAAUAUCAUAUAAGAGUUCUAGCAUACUGAGAAAUUUAAGCAAAAUUAUGUCACAGAGCGCAUACCCCAUAUGAACUGUGUAUGGCUUAUCAAAAUAUCUGUUAGUUCUAACAAUAGCUCUGGGUAAAAAAGGCCGGUUUGUUUAUAUUUGUU